Messenger RNA from Amoebophrya sp. A120, 8373 nucleotides. The record is from the annotation of a GenBank genome assembly. Lineage: Eukaryota; Dinophyceae; Syndiniales; Amoebophryaceae.
AGCCCACAAGAGAAGCGCACUCAGAGGGAGAAAUGGAAGCACCUGCUUCCUUGGUUACUAGUACUAGAACUCAAAAGAAAUAGCCGACGAUGUCUUCAUCUAUGAGCUCCUGGUGCGGCCGAGAAUUCGUUUUCGGGCAACUUGUUCGCGCCCCCACGACCUCGCGAGCUGUCGCUUUUCGACAUCAUAUCGUGCUGCUUUGCUUGCUAGCACAGUCCGCCCAGGUGCAGCUCUGGGCCCUGCAGCACGAGAGCGAUCUGGGAGAUGAAAACACGCACACGCCGAAUCUCCGCGGUCGAGGACAAAAAAAGACUGCGCAGUUGAUUAUCGAGGAAGGUGCAGAAUUUUCCCCAUCACGAGAUGACGAUGAAAUUGUCGGUAGAAGUGGUAAAAACCCAGAGGAUCAUCGCGCACGUAGUGAAAAUAAAAUCGGGAAGAUUUUUGCAGAAGACCAGGACUCUUCUGGAGAUGAUCUUCUUGUCCGGCGGUCACUGCCUUCUGAUUCUGAACAUCGCGCAGGAGCUCUUCCUACCGCAUCAUCAUCCUCUGCGCUCCAGCUUGAGAACGAGGCAAUCAGCCACGGCGACGCCCUGGCGCCGACAGAUGUUGAUGUUGAUUCAAUUACAGAAUCAGCAAGCAACGCUAUCUCUUCAAACAUGGCCUCCAGUACUUCAAGCAGUGGAGCUGUAGUCGACCAGUCACAGAUCCUCCAGGCACUUUACGCGGUCCAGCAGCAAAACAGCCAACUGGCGACCGAGCUGCAGCAUAUGAAAGAAAGGCACACGGAGGAGAUGAACAGUUUGAGGGAAGAAGUUUUACUGGCGCAGCAGCAAGGAAGUCAGACUCGUCCCCAAGAUGAAGAUGUUGAAAACUGGCGCGAAGCCCUGUUCCACACACAGCAACACAUCCGAUUUUGCGGUGCGGUCACCUGGUCGUUGGUCCGCUUACUGCUCGCCGUCGUUUUUGGUGUCAUUGCGGCAGACAAGGCACUGGCGAUGUUGUUGCUGGUCACGGGCUAUCAAAUGCAAAAAUGUCUGGGUCUGGAAGAUUCUGAGACUUGUCAUGCACGUUUUGCAUGAGCCAUGAUGUCUGUGAUGCAUGCCCUAGCAUCUUCACAGACGUUUUGCGGGCAUCUUGAUGCCUAUUCCGCAUGACAAAUGCCCACCCGCCAGGAGUGAAAUGGUCACUACUACUACGCGUAGCAAAAACCGCACUCCCUUUGCUGCUCAUGCAAUACAGAUUUUUUUGGAAUCCAUAUGCAGCAUCACAAGUUGCAUUCUUCCAGACCCAGACACUUUUGCAUUUGAUACGGGCUAUCUGUCGGUGGUGACGGGCACCAUGCUUCCCUGGUACCUGGUGUUCUCCCCUUUUUCGAAGGUGAAACUUCUGGUAUGGUUUGCAAAGAAACGUAAAUCGUACUCGUAAAAAUGCAUUACAAACUGAAACUUUCAUCUCAGCAUGAGAAAUAGAAUCUCGAAUGCGGAUUUGCCUUAAGAAAAAGAUUUGUAAUGCAUAACUGCAAUGGCUACGAGUGCGAUACUUUUGCAGAGCAUAUCCGAUCGGCAUCGACAACCGGUUGAGUGAGGAGCUCUCGAAAGAAGAGCUCGAUGCCGAAGAGGCGGAGCAGGGGCUGCCCCACGACUUCCAUCGACGUGGAACGCUGUCGAAUUGCUGUAAGCACCAGAGCAGCCCGCAAGGCCGCAUUUUUACGGUCACGCUCACACUGUACAUGAUUUCGACCCUGCUCGCCCGGCACCCCUUCGAGUGUUACGAGUCCUUUUGCCCCUGGCGGCGGACUGAGUUCUUGGAGAUUGACCGCGGGGAUCCGGGGCUUGCGCGGUUGGCGCCCGCGGAGGAAAUUUUGCUGCGGGGCGUGUGGCUCGUGUAUCCUGAGGAAAAAUGUCCCGCCCACCCCCGAGUCGAAGUGGGGAUUUUGCAACACAAAUCAACAAGGUUUGGCUGUUGCGCAUGACAAGCUUACAUCUGUAGUAUAAUCCUCGUGGUUGGCUAGUAAAGCUACAUCACAAAUCUAGCUCCUUAUCCUGAUUACAGCGUGACAAAGGUCGCCCAGACAGCAUGAGAAAAUGCUCCUCAUGGGGCCUGCGCAUGAGACACCAUUUGGGCAAGCAAAUUUGCCUGACAACUCUGGCGUGGGGCCGUUUUUGGUCAGGAUAUCGUGGUGCCGAGCUUCUGCUUCGUACUCACGGCCGUGAUCCCCGCUGUGUAUGACGUGAUCGCGGAGCGCGAGUAUCCUGAGUAAAAACGUACCCACGCCAGAGUUAGGAUGAGGAUUUUGCAACACAAACGUAGGAGUUUUGUGAGUCACGCAUGACAAGUUGAACUCUGCAGUGUAGUGCAGGGUAGCAAGUGCAGCCGCAUCACAAAUCCAGCUGCUCAUCCUGUUCACAGCAUCACAAAUUCCAAAACACGAUUGGACAUUACAAGUCUUCCUGUCUUUGCAAAUCUGCAUUACAACUCUGGUGUGGGUACGUUUUUACUCAGGAUAGCGAGAUGGCGAAAAACAUCCGGUCCGUGUUUAUCAAAGUGAAAAAAGCCCCCACCCCAUAUCAAAACGAAGUUUCUGAUGCUGGAUUUGCGUACACAAAUCAGAUUUGUCUUGCUAGAGAGGACUGCAGGCCUAUGCUGUGCCUGAGUAGGGAAGUUUUGGCCUGGGCGCUUAGCAUGAGAAACGACUAUGCUGUAAGAACAGCAGCAUCACAAACUGCCUGCAUAACGCGGCAGAGCCUGUGGAGUUGUCUUCUUGCAAGACAGACGUAAUUUGUGGCCUCAAAUCAGCAAGACAAAUUUUCGGAAACAUACCUUUUCGAUAUGGGGAGGGGGGACUUUUCCUCUCAAUGGUUUUUGCCGAAGAGAACGUGGACCUGGUAGGACAUCGAUCGGCGACAAGAAUUCGAAACGCCAAGGCAAACACCUUCACAAACUGGCUCGGGGUGAUUCACAACUGUUCCGCUGCAGCCGGGUCGCUGAUUUUGUUUUCCUUCGAGUGGUUACAGCUGGUGUGGGGCGAGGCCGUACCCCUCUCCUACGUGACGGCGAUAUUUGAUACCGAGGAGCGGUCUGCCAACGUGUACGCGAACCCUAUUCUGCUAUGCAAGAAAAAAGCUGUGUACUAAUUGUAACAACUCUACUGUCAGUAUACGCAAAACAACUACAUGCGACAGAGUUUACAUUUUAUACGCUAGAAGCCAGGUAUGGAGUUGUCCUCUUCCAUGUGUCGUCGUCUCUUCACGGAUUAGCUGUGCAUGACAGGCUUUGUCUGUCAUGCAGAACAGAUUUGUCAUGCUGUCAGCACACCAUCAAGACAGCUACUGUACCACAGUUUUUUUCAUCCUCGAUAUCUGCAAGAUGGCUACCAGUGGCACAUCGGUUGCUUUGAUUACACCCUGACCGAGCCCUAUCCCACGAAAAAACUGUUUCACUGUGAUGCAUGGAAUGGAACACACAGCUAUUUGUCUUGCUGCACAUGCAAUCCAUUGGAUUUUCGAGGGUGUUUUCCCUUGGGAAGUGCGCAUGGCAAAUGUUCUGUGCCAUGUGUAACAAACUUGUGUUGCAGAUCUUGCAAAAUCAUCACAGUGAAACAGUUUUUUCCUGCGAUAAGCCCGAUCGGGCCCGACCGUGGGACCGAAUGGUCUGGGCGCGACUCCUCUGCCUGCUGCUGGCGACUCUGUUCGGUUUUACGCUCGUCGCCUUCCAGUAUGUUAUGUAAAAACGUUCCCGUUCCGCUCCCAGAGUCCUCAAGAUGGGGACUACUUUGCUACAGAAAGCAGCAAAGUUUGGCUGUUGCGCAUGAAAAAUAAAAAUUUAAGCUGGUGGCGUCGUAUUAAGUCCUGCUUAGCUAAUGGCAUGAGAAACACUUUGAGUAGAUGCGGUUUUGCAUGACAAGUUGUGGGCGGGGACGUUUUUACUGAGGAUAUCCAGGGCGUGAUCUUCUGUGCGAACUAUCGCGAAGAGACACUGAUGAAACGGUUCGCCGCGGAAAGGGAGCAAAGCAAGGCUACGAGCGCCGAUGCAACGAGUAAGGACCCGACGGAGGUGGAGGACGAGGGGCGAUCCGAAAGAACUACGGAUCAUGAAGUAGAACAAACUGCUGUCGCCAGGAGAGCAUCAACUGAACCAAUCGACUGGAGCGGAGACGUAACCGAGGGGCGGAUCACUCAGGAGAUGAGCACGGCCACCGAAACGACACAAAACCUGUACCGUUGUCGGGAGUUUCAACUGCGCGUAUCCCGGCUGUCUUUUGCGGCCGAAGUUUUUUUCAUGUACUGUGUCUUUUUCCUGCCCCUGCUCGCAGCCUACCACAACUUCAGCACGUAUUGAGAGGAAAAAUCCCGCCUCCCCAUACCGAAAAGGUAUAUUUUUGAACAUUUGUGAUGCUGGUUUGUGUUCACAAAUCGCGUCUGUCUUGCAAGAAGGCAACUCCGCAGGCUCCGCCGCAUUGUGCAGGCGGUUUGUCAUGCUGUUGGGCCUACAGCGCGGGCGUUUUUCAUGCUAAGCGGCUAAGCCAAAACCCUUGCGCUCGCACUUGGUAUGGGCCUGCAGUGCUCUCCAGCAAGACAGCGCGGAUUUGUGUGCACAAAUCCAGCAUCAGAGAUUUCGUUUUACAUGAUACCUUCAUGACGUUUACCGGGUAUCCAAAAUUCCUUCAUGACGUUUACCGGGUACGCGGUUCACAGUUUGUACUGGAUUUCGUUAAAGGGACGCCCUGCCCUUAGCCUUCCAAAAUCAGAGAUUUCGUUUUGAUAUGGGGAGGGGGGAUUUUUCCUUUCGAUAGCACCCGGCCCUUCAACUCGCACAGUGUGUUCGAGCCCAAGAAAAGCAGGCGCAACUGGAUCAUACAGGGCAUUGCGAAGCGGUACCACGAUCUGGUCGCCGGGCGCGAAACGGCGGACUGGGACCUGGAUGUGCAGCCGCGAGGAAAAGAAGAAUUAUACACCCAAACCGCAGACACGGCAGGGCACUUCAGCAUCUGGGAUGAAGUCCCGUUCCCCGAUAUCCGAUAAGGAAAAAUCCCCCCUCGUCCCCAUAGUACCAGAAAGGCACACUUGUAUGAAAGUUGCGAUGCUGAUUUGUGUGGUUACAAAUCGUGUCUGUCUUGCGAAAGAGCAGAGCUGCCCGAGUUUUCGCCGCAGUAUGAAUGUAGGGGGUUUGUGAUGCUCUAUAGAGUUAGACAUACAGGUUUCAGUUUUGAUAUGGGGAGUGGCGGCUUUUUCUUCUUGAUGCCCGAGCUUUUUCUAUGAAAUGCAAAAGUAUCGUAUUCGUAUAAAGGCAAGUCUUGCAUUACAAAUCUUUUUAUUAAGGCAAAUCCGCAAUACAAAUUUUAUUUCUCUUGCUGAGGAAAUUUGUAAUGCAUUUAUACGAGUACGAGACUUUUGCAAUUCAUAUUUUCGAGUCUACGACAAGUCGUCCGCCGAAUUUGGGAGUCUGCAGGCCAUAUCAAACGCAAAUUUGUGUGGGUCUGGAACAAUGCAACGUUUGUCAUGCACAUCUUGCACGGACCCAUUGUGUCUGUGAUGCAUGCCCUAGCAUCACAGAUUUUUUGAGUUUGCCUUGAUGCUCAUUCCGCAUGACAAACGCCCUCUUUGCGCAGCAAAAACUAAACUCCUCUAGCUGCUAAUGCAAGGCAAAAUUUUUUAGAAUCCAAAGUCAGCAUCACAAGUUGUACGCUUCCAGACCCAAACGUAUUUUCGAUGCAUAGGCCAAGGCUUUGAACAAACUGCAGCUGAACAGCCAAACCAUGAUAUCAAAAGGAAAAAUCCCCCUUGCCCAUAUCAAGCCGAGGUUUCUGAUGCUAGAUUUGCGUACACAAAUGGACUCUGUCUUGCAGUAGAAGACUGCAGGUAGAUUCUCAGCUUGUUGGGAUGAACCGUGAAGGUCUAGCUGUUUAGCACGGGAAAGGCCUGCCCUGCAGGCCAGACAGGGUGACAAAUUUCCUCCAUAAUGCGGCGCAGACCUAUGCAUUUGCCUUCUUGCAAGACAAAAAUGAUUUGUGAUCACAAAUCUGCAUCACAAAUUUUCAGAAGGAUGCUGCUUUUUCAAUAUGGGUUGGGGGGAUUUUCCCUCACAAUACAGGAAGAGCAUCACUCUGUCUUUUGAUCUGGGCCGCCGGAAGCUCUACCCGCGGGUUUCCUCCUUCUACAAGGGGAAAAGUCAAGUUGUCAACCGCUAUGAAAUGCAAAUAUGUCUGGGUCUGGAAGGAUGGAAUUUGUGAUGCGUCCGGUGGAUCACACAAAAAUGUGUCUUGCGUGAUCAACAAAAGACGCCCCUUUCUGACCACCAUGAGAGGAAGUUUCUCGUGCAGAACAGGCAUGAUAGAGACCUCGCAGACUCUGUCAUGCUAUGUCCUGCAUUCCAGACCUCAUGCGGUAUGGAAAUUCUGCAUGACAAGUUUGUUUGCACUCUCGCAGACAUAUUUGCACUUGAUAACCGCUACUCGGGUAGUUACAAGGCCAUGCCAAGUGAUGAUCUCCAAAAUGAAAUCAAACCAUCGGAACUAGAAGAAGACACAGCAGCUUCCUCGAAUUAUGCGGCAGCAGAAGUAGAAGCGGGUGGAGAAGCUGAAUAUCAAAUGUAAAAAUGUCUGGGUCUGGAAGGUUACCAGGUUUGUCAUGCAUAUUUUGCAUGACUCAGGAUGUCUGUAAUGCAUGACCUAGCAUCACAUAUUUCUAGAGACGUUCCUGAUGCCUAUCCCGCAUGACAAAUGCCCUCCCCGCGUAGCACAAACUGGGCGCCUGCUCUUGCUGGUCAUGCAAUACAGAUUUUUUUAGAAUCCAAAGUUAGCAUCACAAGUUGCAUUCUUCCAGACCCAGACAUUUUUACAUUUGAUACUGAAGCAGGGAGAGCAAGUGAAGAGCACUUCAUUCCCAUCCUCAAAUUAGCACUAUCAGAAUGAAAAAUCCCCCCUCCCCAUAUCAAAUCGAAGUUUCUGAUGCUGGAUUUGCGUACACAAAUCGGAUUUGUCUUGCUGGCGAGGACUGGAGGCCCAUAUUAAGCCUGAGGAGACGGGUUUUGGCCUUGGCGCGUUGCACGAAAGAUAUCUAGGCUGUAGGUGCAACAGCAUGACAGCCCGCCUGUAGAAUGCAGCGGAGCCUGUGGAGCUGCCUUCAUGCAACACAGAGACGAUUUGGGGUCACAAAUCAGCAACGCAAAUUUUCAAAAACGUGACUUGUCAGUAUGGGGAGGGGGGAUUUUUCGUUUUGAUAAACACGGGAGCUCGACCAGGCAGAGGAGGCGGCGUCGAAUACUGCAAGAGCAAGACAAGCUAGUACCAGUGCGAGGACGAGAAAUACCGGGCUACCCGAUAGAAUAGAACACGAAGAUAGAAUCAAUGUUGCAGAAAGAACUACAACUACAAGCUCCGAUAAUUUUGCCGCACCAGCGCAAGAAGCACGCCAUGGAGGGGAAGAAAUAGAAAACAUCAACCAAGAUGAAGAGGUAUGCACAGCAAAAGUAUCGUACUCGUAUAAAUGCAUUACAAAUUCCCUCGGCAUGAGGAAGAAAAUUUGUCAUGCGGAUUUACCUUAAGAAAAAUAUUUGUAAUGCAUGAUUGCGAUUACUACGAGUACGAUACUUUUGCACAGGAUAAGAGGCGGCUGCAACCUCGGGAGGUGCUGGUCGUGCAGAACUUGAAACUAUGCACGCGGACCAUAGCAGUACGAACAAAUCUCCCGAAAUCAGGGCCAGUCGAAAGGGGCAAUCGUGGAGGUGAUUGGUUUAUUCGAUUGGCACGUUUGGAAUAAAUUGUCGAGCUUCAUCUAUGGCAUUUCUACUUCUGCAUCCGAAUUACAAGCUGCAAACGGUUCCCGUAGUUGAACUAUCGCAAACGCUACGGAGGACAUCACAUGAGCACUACACCAGAGAUGAAAAAAGGUAAUAAAGAAACAAGUGCUACAUGAUUGCUACUGUCAAAGUCCGCUGCCCGCGAGGACGAUUUAGUAUGACUUUCGUGCAGAAAAUGCAAGAAAAUUCCUCCUCGCGGAUUUCAUUUUUUCAAGAUCAAUGAGCCCCCUAAUCUCGACAAAUUGGGCCCGAAGGGAUAGGAAAGAUCAACAGCGCAACCGCAAUUACUUAUGCGAGUGGAGCACAUUAGACAAGCAAGUAAAUUUGUUGUGCAGGAGCUGCGAAAGCGCGUAUUGAAGGUUAAGAGCUUCCGGCAACAAGAAGUAUUUUAGUCGAGGCCACGAAGAUGCAACUAUGUUCCCAGAAAAGAAACCGAGACGUGAAGGUCUCGACGCGGUCACAGAAACCAGAAAUAAUUCGAAGUGAGACGUUCAUCCUUCGGUCGUCAUGCGGCAGUGGUAUUAACGAUCUAAUCGAUUACAUCGAACAAGAGAUGCACCAGGGGGCUAGUUGUUC